CUAUGAUUCAACACACCUCCUCCGUUGAACUGCCUUCGACCUUUGCUUCACGCAUCAUGCUCUCAAUCGUCAUUCGUCCCUUGAAUUCGCCACCUUCCUCCCCCCAUGAGCUUCCACCCUACCAUUGUUCUCGUACAAGUUCUUCCUCGAUCCCACCUGAGAAGAUUGUGUGGCCAUUUCUGUCAUCUCUGUCAUCUCUAACCACCAGCGGACACUCACACGACAAGCUUCAAUGCGAGCUGCCAACACCAUACUCGUCUCUGGGCAUGCCGUGCCGUCUUUCCAGCUCUCCUCUCUGACCUACCAUGGCCACGACAACCGUCAACCCUAUUUCCGGAACCCUGCUUCCUCUCCACCAGUCCUUCGCAUUCAUUCAAUAGUGGGCACCGGACAGAACACUAACUCGACCUGGAAACAGAGCCAUCUUCACUUGCCAUCGUCGGUGCCCAGCCCGCUCCGCCACACUCACAUUGCAAUGGCAACUCCAGACCCUGAGGAGUUGGAGCGCAUGCAACAGCUUUCCGACAACUACCGGCCUGUUCUUUCUGGACCCAAGGUCGGACCCAAGAAGCCCAUUUCUGAACUUAGUAGCGAAUAUGCUCAAGCGGAUCAAGCCUUUGUCAUCAAGACCCGAGCUCUCGAGCAAAGCCAUAUCUCAUAUCGCACCAUCCAAGGCGACGGACAGUGUGGAUGGCGAGCCGUGGUCUUUGCUUAUUUCGAGAUACUGCUCAAGUCUGGCGACGUUGGCUUGAUCAACCAAGAAAAAGUUCGGCUGCAGUCAUUCGAGCAGACGAUGCGUGCCGUAGGUAUCGACUACGAUAUCAUUGUCGACAUGUUUGACUACACAUGGGAGUUUUUCGAUGAGAUUCUCAAGGCUAUCCAGCAAGGCCAGCAGGAUGAGGCUGUCCUUUUGCAGGCCUUGAACGAUGAAAACCAAUCAAACUCGAUCAUCUAUCACUUCAAGAUCAUGACCUCAGCCUUUAUGCAAGUUCAGUCCGAACGAUACGAAAACUUUCUCGAGAUGUCAGUGAAUCAGUACUGCCUGACCAGGAUCGAUCCUGCAAACCAAGAGAUUGACCAUAUUGGUUUGCAAGCUUUGACUGACGCCGUCAUCUCCCCUGCCUAUAUCGCCGUUGAGGUAUCUUAUCUUGACCGGAGCGAUGGCGACCAAGUCACUCCACAUGCUUUUGUGCCCAACGCAUCUCCAAGUUGGCCAACCAUUCGUCUCAUCUACAGACCGGGUCACUACGAUCUCAUCUACAAGGACGACCCGGUCCAGGUGUUCCUGCAGACCCAUGUCCCCCAAUAUGUCCCUUCCUACAGCAACGACCCAUUUAGAGGAGACAUGGACUCGUUGAACUAUUCUGCCUUUCUUUUCCCGGGCUCAAAUGUUAUUUCCUCACACUCGGAAGCUUCGACAGCUUAUACCGCACCAGCAUCCAACUUCAGCGAUCACUAUGCGGUUGCUCCGCCCAUCAGCAUGCCAAUGGCAGAGUCAGCCCACUCGUCCUAUGUUUCUCCCGUCUCUUUCAGCGACGUGGACAGUCAGCAGCCCGCCCGAAAUCGUACACUGACAUAUCGUGCUUACUCGGACCCGGUCAUACAACAGCCGCGGAAUAGCCAUCACUUCAACUCGUCUCCCCAUUCGCCUCAGCCGUCGCCCACAUCGGACAAUCACAGUGGUGGUCCUCAAGCCACAGCGACGGGGAAAGAACCUCUUGUGCGAUACAACGAAUAUUGUUACAACUACAAGUUGGAACGUCAUGAGAGCAUCCCGCUCGACCCGGGUACGUUUGGGAGCUCGACGCAAAAUCUGAAUCAUUUCACCAACUCUGAGUUCCAGCCUCAGAUAUGGAAUGCCAAACAUGAAUACAACAAAAUCGAUUGAUUCGUUGGUUGGUUGACUGACCGGAGCGAAUGAUCGCCGGGAGAUGUCUCUUGCCUCUCCUGUGGCUAGUUCAGCCGCAUGGAGAUCCGGUUCCCUGCCACACGACCACUAAUCAUCAAGAGAGCCAUGAACAGCUAGGAGGACAGGUGAGGGCGGGUUUUGUCAGACGAAUCACAAUGAUACAGCAAAACAGUCUGAAUGCUCAGGUGGGAGCUUGGCGUGCGACCAUUUGGUACGCGACGCGGAGGCGGAGGGUCUGAAAAUGGAAAGUCCUGAGACUGGAUAUUUUCAUCUUUGUUCUCGUCAAAAUGACAGCGCAGGACCGGGGCGCCACGUGAGCUUCGUGGGAAAAUGCACCAUAGAUGGCUCAUUUGUCAGGAGAGAAGUUCGCGGCCCCAGCCGUAGAUUUACAGAAUAUGGCUCGAGACUGCGGAUUUUGAGGGCACAUGAGCAGGCUUGGCGUUGAUGCAUGGGGGAUGUUUGCUGAUGCCGGUGGUUAGUCCCGUUGAUUAAUGAUGCCAACUGCUAAUCCUUAUCAUUCUCAC
Molecule: messenger RNA, 2433 nt
Organism: Exophiala mesophila
Lineage: Eukaryota; Fungi; Ascomycota; Eurotiomycetes; Chaetothyriales; Herpotrichiellaceae
Exons: 6
Coding region: 233-1888 (551 amino acids)
Biological process (GO): protein K48-linked deubiquitination
Cellular component (GO): nucleus
Molecular function (GO): ubiquitin binding; cysteine-type deubiquitinase activity
Source: RefSeq, a predicted model, not a curated record